UCAGGUUAUCGAACUCCUUCUGUCAAGCUUCAUGAUAUGAUAACGCAGUCCACUGACGUUGAAAGGCACUUUCUCUCUCUAAGAUGUCACUUUCUCUCUCUAACAUUACCCUACAAACAUGUCAUUCCCACGCCAUCCAAUAUCAUAUCUCCACGAAAGAAACUGCCCUCUUAAAUUCUUCGUUUCGAGUCAUAACUUCUAAGUUUUAACCAGCUGAAUUCUGCUUAUGAAUAGUUUCUCUCUCUGCAUUUAGCUGCAUUGUAUUGGUUCUGGAUUUAAAAUUUUAUAUUUUUCUUGAAACCCAACUCUCUAUCUCUCUCUUGGCUUUUUUUUUUUUGGUUUUGGCUUAUUUUUUUCUCUUGUUUGGUUUUGUUCUUUUCUUUUCUGUGUAGCUUUGUUUUAUGCUCUGUAUUGCAAGUUGAAGAACUAAAGCCUGUUUUAGCAAGCUCCUGCAUUUCGUUUUUGUGGACUUGUUUGGAGUUUAAUUUGGUUUUAUUGGGUCCCUUUUCAGUUACUGGUUUUGUUCUUUUUUUCUCAGUCUAGUUUCAUUUGGAUUUGAAUUAGUUCUGAGUUCUGAGGCUAAAGUGAAGAACUUAUAAAAACUUGCAUUUUCUUUUUUUUCCUGGGAUUUUUCUUCUUUUUUGUUGCGUUUGAUUUUGAUGUUGGGUUCUGAAUCAAGUUAUAUCCUCUUCUCUAAAACCCCCAGUCUAUUAUCUGUUCAUUUUGAGCUGUUUCUUCCCAUUUCAGUUGUUACCACCUCUCUCUUCUCUUUGAUUUUGUUUAACAAUUGGGUACCGAAUUCUCUAGUUCGAAUCCACCAUGGCCACAUUAGAAGAUAUUGGGGUCUCUGCCUUAAUUAACAUCCUCAGUGCCUUCGCCUUCCUUCUUGCCUUUGCAGUUCUUAGGAUUCAGCCAGUAAAUGACAGGGUUUACUUCUCAAAAUGGUAUCUUAGUGGAAGUAGGAGGAGUCCAAGGCACUCUGGUAACACCAUUGGAAAGUUUGUGAAUCUCAAUUUCUGGACUUACUUGGGUUUUCUUAACUGGAUGCCUGGGGCUCUCAAGAUGAGUCAGAGUAAACUUAUUGAGCAUGCUGGGCUUGACUCUGCUGUUUAUCUCAGAAUUUACCUUCUUGGCUUGAAAAUCUUUGCGCCAAUGACAAUUCUUUCAAUCUUGAUCCUUGUUCCGGUCAAUGUAUCAAGCUCCACGUUGAAUUUCCUUAAGAGAGAACUAGUGGUUAGUGACAUUGAUAGGAUUUCAAUAUCAAAUGUCAGUCCUGGCUCCCAAAGGUUCUGGUUCCAUCUUUCAUUAGCAUAUCUCUAUACCUUAUGGACUUGUUAUAUGCUCUACAAGGAAUAUAAUACCAUCGCUUUCAUGAGACUUCAUUAUCUGGCAUCACAACAUCGACGUGUGGACCAGUUCACCGUAUCUGUCAAGAAUAUCCCAAUUGCUUCGGGCCACACCAUAUCAGAAACUGUGGAUCACUUUUUUCGGACUAAUCACCCUAAUCAUUACAUAGGGCACCAGGUGGUUUACAAUGGCAACAAAUUUGCGAGGCUUGUAAGGAAAAAGGAGAGGCUCCGAAAUUGGUUAGACUAUUACCAGCUUAAGUAUGAACGACAUCCUGAGAAGAAGAGACCAACUACAAGGAGAGGUUUUUUUGGCCUUUGUGGUGAAAGAGUGGACUCCAUCGACUAUUAUACUCAGAGGAUCAAUGUGCUCGAGAAGAGAAUACAAUCAGAAAGGCAAAAGAUCCUAAAUGACUCAAAGGGUGCUUUGCCUGUAGCUUUCGUUUCCUUUGAUUCAAGAUGGGGUGCUGCAGUGUGUGCCCAGACCCAACAAAGCAAGAACCCUACUCUCUGGUUAACUGAUUGGGCCCCUGAACCACGUGAUGUCUAUUGGCAAAAUCUGGCUAUCCCCUUUGUUUCCCUUACCAUCCGAAGGCUUAUAAUAACUGUUUCGGUGUUUCUUUUGGUGUUCUUCUACAUGAUACCCAUUGCUUUUGUUCAGUCUCUUGCCAAUCUUGAGGGCCUUGAGAGAGUUGCUCCUUUCCUUAGAACAGUGAUUGAACUGAAGUUUAUCAAAUCAUUCCUUCAGGGCUUUCUUCCUGGUUUGACUUUAAAAGUUUUCCUAUAUUUUCUUCCUGCUCUUCUGAUGGUUAUGUCAAAAGUCGAAGGUCAUUUAUCUUUGUCAAAGCUUGAGAGAAAGACUGCUGAAAAGUAUUACUAUUUCAUGUUGGUAAAUGUCUUCUUGGGAAGUAUUGUAACGGGUACAGCUUUUGAGCAGCUUCAUUCAUUCCUACAUCAAUCUCCUACCCAGAUUCCAAGAACUAUCGGAGUAUCGAUUCCAAUGAAAGCUACAUUCUUUGUCACAUAUAUAAUGGUUGAUGGUUGGGCUGGUAUUGCUGGUGAGAUUCUUCGUUUGAAGCCAUUGGUUAUAUUCCAUCUAAAGAACAUGUUCUUGGUGAAAACUGAAAGAGACAGAGAAAAUGCAAUGGAUCCAGGAAGCAUUGAACUUUCUAAUUCUCUUCCAACCCUUCAACUAUACUUUCUACUUGGGCUUGUUUAUGCUGUGGUCACUCCAAUUCUUCUUCCUUUCAUACUGGUUUUCUUUGGCUUCGCAUACCUUGUUUACCGUCAUCAGAUUAUCAAUGUUUAUAACCAAGAAUAUGAAAGUGUUGCUGCAUUUUGGCCACACGUCCAUGGUCGCAUCAUUGCGAGCUUGUUGAUCUCUCAAUUUCUUCUACUUGGUUUACUCAGCACCAAGAAAGCAGCUGAUUCCACUCCUCUGCUUAUUGUUCUACCAGUAUUGACAAUAUGGUUCCACAAGUAUUGUAAAAGUCGUUUCGAGCCUGCAUUCAGGAAAUACCCAUUAGAGGAAGCAAUGGCUAGGGACACAAUGGAGCGGGCAGAAGAACCGAAUCUAAACUUGAUGGCUUACUUAGCAGACGCAUACUUGCACCCCAUUUUCCAGUCUUUCGACGACGUUGAAAUGGGGGAAGUGAGAGUGGAUAAGAACCUGACAGACAUAGCUUCCCCCAUAGACAGUGAAUUGAGCUCUCCAUCACCGCUUCAUUAUGUGUAUAGCUACGAAGUGGAGCCUUGAAACUCAAGGUUUGCAUGCAUUGCUUUUGAACCAAUGCUAAUGAUGCCCUCUCUCUCACCUCUAAUUUCAGAGUUUUCUUUUUUUUCCUUUUUUUUUUUUUGGCAAUAUACAAGUGUUGUAAAUGUUGGUAGGUGUAAUUCCUUGGAACACAACUGCGGAAAUCACAGUUUUUCGUAGAAAUAAUUAUAGUUUCUUUUUUGUGA
Messenger RNA from Amborella trichopoda, 3305 nucleotides. RefSeq names its product early-responsive to dehydration stress protein (ERD4). Gene Ontology annotation, cellular component: plasma membrane. Gene Ontology annotation, molecular function: calcium-activated cation channel activity. The record is from RefSeq and is a predicted model, not a curated record. NCBI's taxonomy places the organism in Eukaryota, Viridiplantae, Streptophyta, Magnoliopsida, Amborellales, Amborellaceae.